AUGUCGUCCAAAAGCAAACAAGAGAAGGCGACCGUCUUGAAGGGACAAGAAGCUGAAGAUAAAAUUUUAAACUACAUCAAACGGAUGAAUCGACCCUAUGGAGCUGUGGAUGUCUCAGCUAAUCUGAAAGGAGCCGUUCCGAAGGCGGCUACUCAAAAAAUCCUCGCAUCUUUGGCCGAAAAGGGCGAGUUGAUACAGAAGACGUAUGGAAAGACCACAUUUUUCGUGGCGGAUCAAGCAAAAAUCCCCGCACUUACUGCGGAGGAAAUUACCACCAUGCAGAGCGAAAUCACAGAGACCCAGGGACGCAACAAACUGAUGCAAGCCGAAAUACGUCAAACUACUGCUGAGCUAGCGAAGCUCAGAAACGCACCCACGGACACGGAGCUGGCUACACAGAUAGAACAGAUCGAAAAAGCGAUCCAGCGUGGGCUCAACGUUCUGGCACCCCUGCGAUCCGGCAUGCAUUUGAUAUCAGCUGACGACAUCGCUACGGUGGACGUGGAGUGGGAUAAAUGGCGUUCAGAGUGGUUGAGGAGAAAGCAAAUAUUUCAGACACUUUGGGGGGUGGCGACAGACUCGCUUUCACCACAAGAAAACGCAUCGCUGGCGGAGGAACUCGGCAUCGAACAUGACACAGCGGAGCAUAAGAAGUUAGAUGCGGCGGACAAGGCAACUCUCAAUACACGCCGUUUGCGGUGA
This is a messenger RNA of Punctularia strigosozonata HHB-11173 SS5, 702 nucleotides long. RefSeq names its product TBPIP-domain-containing protein. Lineage: Eukaryota; Fungi; Basidiomycota; Agaricomycetes; Corticiales; Punctulariaceae. Bases 1 to 702 code for a protein of 233 amino acids. Gene Ontology annotation, biological process: meiotic strand invasion involved in reciprocal meiotic recombination; meiotic joint molecule formation; homologous chromosome pairing at meiosis. The record is from RefSeq and is a predicted model, not a curated record. Gene Ontology annotation, molecular function: double-stranded DNA binding; recombinase activator activity. Gene Ontology annotation, cellular component: DNA recombinase auxiliary factor complex; condensed nuclear chromosome. The transcript is spliced from 8 exons.